AGAAGAAGAUAACUCAGAACGCAGAGAAGAGGAGAGAGUGGGAAAAAAGAGAAUGGAGGAAGCAAAAGGAGUAGUGAAGCACAUAGUGGUGGCAAAGUUCAAGGACGAUAUUAGCCCUCAGCAGAUUGAGGAACUCAUCAAUGGUUAUGCCAAUCUCGUCUCUCUCGUCCCUUCCAUGAAAGCUUUCCAAUGGGGAAAGGAUGUAAGUGCUGAGAACAUGCAUCAAGGUUUUACACACGUGUUUGAGUCAACUUUUGAGAGUACUGAAGGCGUUGCAGAGUAUGUAGCUCACCCUGCACAUGUUGAAUAUGCAAACUUGUUUCUUCCCUGUUUGGACAAAGUCAUCGUCAUUGAUUAUAAGCCUACCACACUUCACGUUUGAUUCCAAUACUACUACUGCAACUAUGUGAGUGUGUGUUAUGCCACCAUUGUUGUGUUAGAACUUACAAACAAAUAAGCAUGGUUUCCUCUGGGCAGCAUUUGUGUACCUCUGUUAUAUAUAUAUAUGUCAAAGUUUUUUUUCUGUGACAA
Messenger RNA from Arachis duranensis, 531 nucleotides. RefSeq names its product stress-response A/B barrel domain-containing protein HS1. The record is from RefSeq and is a predicted model, not a curated record. Lineage: Eukaryota; Viridiplantae; Streptophyta; Magnoliopsida; Fabales; Fabaceae. The coding region runs from base 53 to 382 and encodes 109 amino acids. Gene Ontology annotation, biological process: pollen tube adhesion. The transcript has 2 exons.